CAGAGCUCACACGCCGAGCUUUGCACUGCACUGGAAGCAGCUGCAAUAUAGAUCUAGAUUACGUAGAUAAUCGACGGCAAUUGGGCUUCUUGUCUACCACUACUUACAUCACAACAAGGCAAAAAUAUACUGCUGAUUCUCGAGUGAAAAGGAAAAGGAUGGCCGCCACUUCUGCUUCUGACAGCGGUACCAGCAGCACGAGUAAAAUCGGUCGGUGCUACAUUUUCAUCCUCGUGAUAACCGGGUUUGCGAUUUCUGUCGGUUUGGUGAACGUGACGAAAUGGCUGUUAUCCUGUACAAAAGCAUCGUAUUCGUAUAAAUGCAAGUCUUGCAUCACAAAUUUUUUUCUGAAGUCCGAUCAGCAUUACAAAUUUGAUUUCUCAUGCUGAGGAAAUUUUUUGUAAUGCGUUUAUACGAGUGCGAUACUUUUGCAGUUCAUAGCUGUACGUCGAGCACCAUUUUCGUUACCCGGUGUGGCUGACCGGGACGCACAUGCUGAUGAGUUACGUGGCGGCGAGCGUUGGUCUCUUCGUGUUCGAAAUCGUCCCCAGGGAAACCCGGCCGAUAUUGACCAUGAGGCAGCAACUCUUUUUGAUAACACCCUUCUCCUGCGCCGGAGCGCUGAGUCUGGGUGCGGCGAACAUGGCGCUCGUCUACCUCUACCCGUCGUUUCAUAUGGAUUGCAAAAAUGUCUGGGUCUGGUGGAAGGAUGCAACUUCUGAUGCUGGCUUCGGGUUCUAAAAAAAUCUGUGUUGCAUGACUAGCAAGUAGAAGAUUCGACUUUGUGUUUGUGCUACACGGUGGAGAGGGCAUUUUUCAUGCAGGAUACGCAUCAGAAAGCCCUCAAAAAAUUUGUGAUGCUAGGGCAGGCAUCAGCAUCACAGACAUCAUGGGUGGUCAUGCAAAAUGUGCAUGAGAAAUCUUGCACUCCUCCAGACCCAGACAUUUUUGCAGUCCAUAUUUCACGCGAUGCUGCAAAACUCAACGCCGCUCUGGACCGUGCUGUCUGCCAUGGUGUUUCAGGGGAAAAGGUACAUCUACAUAUGUUGAUGUUCCCAAAAUGUUGCGAAGCAAAUCGGAUCUACUACCACUUCCAGAUCAUCAUCAUCAUCUACGAAGAAACAUUGAUUUAGAUUUGCGUUUGUUUUCUAACCUCCUUUGUUGCAAUUUAAACUUUUUCGCUUCAGCCCGCCUGGCACACCAAAGAGCUACAGCAUGACUCUGAAAUUUCUACAGGUUCAACCGCAGUGCCUACCUCGCCCUGAUCCCGGUCUGCGGCGGCGGCGCGAUUUGCGCGUUCAACGAGGGCAGCCAAUUCGCCGUGUUCGGGCUGCUGAUUUCCCUGUCUGCCGCGCUGUUCCGGGCGGUGAAAGCCGUGCUGCAAGCGGAGCUGCUUCGUGGCGCGGAUUUGAAACUGGAUUCCAUUUCCCUGCUGUACUACAGCAGCCCGGUCAACAUGCUGCUCUUCUUCAUUUGGAGCUUUUUCCAGGAAAACCAACUCGAGCCCUACUACGAAUUUUACUUCGCAUUGACCUCGAUGGGGAAAUUUUGGGUUUGCCUCGGCGCGUUCAUGGCGGCCAUGUUCAAUUUGAUCGGGUUUCUCACCAUCGGCUACCUGGGCGCGGUCGUGGCCAUGGUGGUGGGGAACAUGAAAUAUGCAUUGCAAAAGUAUCGUACUAGUAAGUAUAAAUUGCAAUACAAAUUUGGCACAGCAUUACAAAUCAAAUCUGUAAUGCGGAUUUGCCUAUAUCAAAAAGAUUUGUAAAAAUGUAUAAAAAGCAAUUCGUACGAGCACGAUACUUUUGCAGAGCAUAUGAAAACGCCGACCACGAUCUUGGUGUCCGCGAUCGUAUUUAACAAUCCUGUAUCAAAUGUAAAAGUGUCUGGGUCUGGAAGAUUGCAACUUGUCAUGCUAGUAAAUCUGCAGCAUGCAAAAAUCUGUGUUGCAUGAUUACCAAAAGUCGCCCAAUUUUGACCAAGGCGGGAGGUAGUUUCUCAUGCAGGAUAGGCAUUAGAAAGCUCUCGCACAAUCUGUCAUGCUAGCUCCGGCAUUCCAGACCUCAUGGGUCAUGGAAAAGCAGCAUGACAAAUCGCGCAUUCUUCCAGACCCAGACACUUUUACACUUGAUAUCCUGUGCAUUGGAAGCAGAUCGUCGGCUUUCUCGUCGGCGCGUUUGGCGUUCUCUUCUACGAUCGAUACGGCCGCGAGGAAAGCAGCAAGAUACCGACUCCGAGCAACGCGAUCGGGCGGGUACUAUCUUCGCCGGGGUCGUCCUCGCGCAAGAUAAAGUCGCCGGUGACGAAACGGAGCUUAAACUUGCAGGAGAAGUACUUGUCCAAAUUCGGGUUUGAGUCGGUGCCGAACAGAGAAGUGCUGGAUGACGAGGAGUUCGGAUUACAGGACGAGGACGAAGAGAAUUACAAUCUUGAUUCAGCUUUGGACGAGGAAGAAGACGCGGGAAUAAACAGUGGUAGUAAAGUGAAUCUAGAGCUGGCACACAUGGACGCAUUUGGUGGAUCUUCAGGCGGAGGACGACAUGAUGCACCGGGCGGCACUGUGGUGUUUGGGGCGGGGGGCCACAAGGAAGCAGUGAGAAUAGAUGUGAACGACACAGGACCAGGCGGGGAGAAAAAGCAGGGCCGCGGGUCAACUAGAAUAAACGCAGGUGGUGUUGUAUCAAAUUAGAAAAGUCCUCAGCUGUAUUUUUCCUCAUAGGGCCAAAAAAUAAAAAUAAAAAUUGCGCAGGUUUUUAUGUAUCAGAAGCAGGCCCACCCUUCAGGAGGUUCUCCGGAACAGGGUACAGCCUCCAUCUAUCAGGCUGCAUAGCGAUGGUGUUUGGGGUACGAAAAGCAGACCAAUUGAAGCCAAUCACGGCGGCAGUGCAAAAAGAAAAACAGCACACCGUCGCGCCUGAGCAAAAAAGUGACCCCGUGUGGCCACCGUAGCAUCGGGAAUUGAAUGCAAAAAAAGCUUCUCCCUCUGCUACCGUAUUUGUACUCACUCUUCUUCCUGACCCUAGGAAAAGCUAUGUCUUAUAGCAUCAAAGUGAGCUGCUUUUUCAGAGAGUUCUGAUCCAGAACUCCGUCGUGGAAGUUAUUUGUACUCAUAGCAAAAAAAAUGAGUACUCAUAGCAAGGUUUCGGACGUCAAAAUCCCAAGGAUUUUGAUCAAAAAAGCAGCUUGCUUUUGCAAAAAAAGCAUCUUUUUUGCCUUCUCCGCAUUACAGCCUCGACGGUCCGAGUCACAAUUUUGGCCAACUGAGGCACUUCUUGGCCAUGCUUUUCAGCGCCAUACCGUCGCGAUGAGUCCUCCUUUUCAAAGCAAUCCCAUCACUCACAAAUAAACAGCAGGCGCAUGAUUUCCGAACUUGCCGUGAAUUGCUUUCCGCUUGGGCGGUGCUGCGCGCCUUGAGUUCUGAUCUACAAAUAUGCUUGAUUUUUUUUUUUUCCCUAUGAGGAAAAAUACAGCUGAGGAUGUUUCUCAUGUGAUAUGUUGGCGCAGCUCUCCCUGCCAUGCUUGGAAAGAGCCAGCAGAUAGGGAUAGGCGUCGUAGGCGGUGGUACCGCCCGGGAUGGAGGUUUGUAGACGAAUUCCUGGCCGCGACGUGGCGACAAUUGCAAGCUUGUUCGCCCUCUUCCUUUCGCACAAAGGAGGCGUGACGCCGCUCCUACACCAAGUAGGGCGUCCUCGAGUGGGACACGCACGUGCACCAAUUGUGGAUCAAGCGGUGGGACUGUACUUCUGCGAUUUUGGGUUUCUGUGAUUCUGCAAUGAACUGGAGAUCGUGCAUGAUGGCUGAAGUAAUUCUUGAAGAUCUUGAGAAAUAUUUGAAACUGUGAGUGUCAACGUCUGUAGUUACAGGUAGUGAUCAAGACCAGAAACGAACAUGAACAAAGCUCCGCCCACAAAAUGGAACUGCGCUGAAUACUUUCACUUGCUACUAGACGUUGUACCCGUGUAGGCCGCAGGGCCAUGACGUUGCUAUGUAAAGUCUCGUCUUGUUGUGCUCGUCACUACUUACUUUUACCGCUAAGGCCGCG
Amoebophrya sp. A120 is the source of this 4039-nucleotide messenger RNA. The record is from the annotation of a GenBank genome assembly. NCBI's taxonomy places the organism in Eukaryota, Dinophyceae, Syndiniales, Amoebophryaceae.